CUUGGACGUCCUGAAGACUUCUUCAAUGCAGUCAAACCUCUCCCUUGAAGUUCUUGAUGAUCAGUCAGUCAGAGGAACAUCAGCACAGACAGCCGCUCCGACAUCCAGCUGUCCGGACGCUGAUUCAUUUCACCACACACCAGCUCUGGGUGCAAACUCAGAAGGGGUGUUUGGGAAAUUGAAAGGCGUCCUUACUGGGCCAACAAGGACUCCAUCAUCAGAGAGCUCCAAGAAUGGGAAAAUCAGAGAGCCAAAUGGAUAUCAUGGAGAAAAGCACUAAACCGAGGAAGCAUCGCUGGACUGUAGUGGAGAUCGGACUGUCUGUCACUGUGCUUCUGAUGAGCUGCGCUCUGGCUGGACUCAUAGUGCUCUACACUUCAGCUCUGAGAGAGCGUUUUAACAUAAAUGAAUCUUCAAAAGCAGGGCUGAAAUAUCGAUCAAACGCUGACAGCAAUGUCUGUACAACCCCACAGUGUGUCACUGCCGCGGCCCGACUGCUCCAGAACAUGGACCCCAGUGUGGAGCCGUGCCAGAACUUCUAUCAGUACGCCUGCGGAGGCUGGAUGGAGCGUCACGUCAUUCCCGAAACCAGCUCACUUCACAGCGUAUUCAAUAUCCUGAGAGACGAGCUGGAGAUCGUACUCAAGGGAGUUCUGGAGAUGGAAAAUAAGGAUGACAGAGAGGCCUUUAAGAAAGCCAAAACGCUCUACAGCUCAUGCAUGAAUGAGAUUCUGAUCGAGCAGCGCGACUCGCAGCCUCUCCUCGGACUCAUUGACAGUAUCGGCGACUGGCCCGUGGCCUCUGAGGUCUGGAACAGCACAUCAGAGCGAAUGUGGAGCCUGGAGGAUACCCUGGCUGUUCUGAACGCUCGGUACAAUAAGAAGGCUGUGCUUGAGAUGUUUGUGUGGCCAGAUGAUCGUGACUCCAGCCGUUACAUUAUUCAUGUUGACCAGCCAUUACUAGGAAUGCCUUCAAGAGAUUAUUACCUCAGUGAUGGCAAUUAUAAGAAGGUGCGCGAGGCCUACCUUGAGUUCAUGGUCUCCAUAGCAAGGAUUGCACGAGAAGACAGGAACCUGACCCAAGAUGAAGAACGUGUGUGGGAGGACAUGACUCAAGUGUUGGCGCUGGAGACAGACAUUGCGAACGCUACCUCACCUGCAGAAGAGCGCAAUGACAUCACCGUCCUCUACAACAAAAUGACACUGAGAGAAGCGCAGCAAGCUUUCAACCUCAAUGGCUUUAAUUGGACGCGCUACAUCCAGGGAAUAAUGUCCAGCGUGUCAGUCGCGGUGCAACCAGAUGAACCCAUAGUUGUGUACUGCUCACCUUAUCUGGAGAAGCUCAGUGGUGUUCUUUCCAAACACAGUCACAGGACCCUGCAGAACUAUCUGGCGUGGAUGCUCAUCAUGGAGAGGGUCAGCAGUAUGAGCCGGCGCUUCAAAGACGUGAGAGCGCACUACAGAAAGGCUUUGCAUGGCACUACAGUAGAGGAGGCGAGGUGGAGAGACUGUGUCCGUUAUGUACAGGGAAACAUGGAGAACGCCGUCGGGGCCCUGUAUGUCCGAGAAACCUUCUCUGGAAACAGCAAACGCAUGGUGCGUGAACUGAUCAGAAAGAUUCAGGAAGCUUAUGUGGAAACACUGGAAGAACUGAGCUGGAUGGAUGAGCAGUCCAAGGAGAAGGCCAGAGAGAAGGCCAUGGCGAUAUCAGAACAGAUCGGUUAUCCCGACCACAUCCUUGAGGAGGAAAAUAGGAAACUGGACGAGGAAUACAAACACCUGAAUUUCAGUGAGGAGAACUACUUUGAGAACAUUCUGGAAAACUUGGCAGCUUCAGCCCAGAAAGUUCAUAAGAAGCUGAGGGAGCCCGUGGAUCCUGACAUGUGGAUUAUUGGUGCGGCUGUGGUCAACGCUUUCUAUUCACACAACAGAAACCAGAUUGUGUUUCCUGCUGGCAUCCUCCAGCCUCCGUUCUUCAGUGAAAAACAGCUGCAAGCUCUAAACUUCGGUGGAAUUGGCAUGGUUAUAGGACAUGAGAUCACUCAUGGAUUUGAUGAUCACGGCCGUAAUUUUGACAAGGAUGGGAACAUGUACAACUGGUGGAGCAACUUCUCUGCCGAGCGCUUUGAGGAUCAGUCUAAAUGCAUGGUGGAACAGUACGGCAAAUUCAGCUGGAAACUCGCAGGAGGCCAAAAUGUCAGUGGCAUCACAACAUUAGGAGAGAAUAUUGCUGACAACGGUGGAGUUCGUCAAGCAUAUAAGGCGUAUAUGAAGUGGGUGGAGAGGGAGGGCGAGGAGCCCCGUCUUCCUGGACUGGAUAUGGAUCACAAACAGCUCUUCUUUCUUAACUUCGCACAGGUCUGGUGUGGUGCCUGCCGCCCAGAGUACGCCAUUCAGUCCAUCAAAACAGACCCACACAGCCCUCUGGAAUACAGGGUUCUGGGGUCCCUCCAGAACUUUGAGGCAUUUUCUGAAGCAUUUCAUUGCGCAAGAGGAGCUCCUAUGAAUCCCGAAGAGAAAUGUCGAGUGUGGUAACCUGCCGCCGGAGAUACAGGAGCCUGUGUAUAUUUUACAAACUAGGCAACGGUUAGGAGAGCUUGGAUCAUAUUAUGUUGUUCUGUGGCGGCUGCCUGGCUGUUAGUCUGAUAUGACAGACACGACCAAGGUGUGCAACACCUACAUGUGUGACUGCAUAGAUGUCUACUGUGAACUUUCAAAUGCGCACAUAUUACCAACGAGUGCAGGCGUCAGUGAGGGUGUUGUUUUUCUGAAAAAGAGGCAUGCUUUUUCAAUGUCUGUUUAAGAGACUUUUAAGCAAGAUUUCGUCCUGUUUGCCUGUUUACAGGUUUCUUGUGACACAUUACUAAUUUUGGCAUCAGAAAACCUGUGUAAACGAAAGAGUUUCAUUGUAACGAUAAAGGCUUAUUGACAUCAGAUUAUUUUUCCAGAUUAUGUAAACGGAUAAAUCCCUCGGUUGGCUUUCGAUUCUGUCGGCUCUCCAAGAAGAUAUCCGUUGCGCUUGAGCGAUCCCAAAAUUAGUCAACAACUGAAGGCUUGGAAGCCGAUAGAGAUUGUGGUUUGAAUAGAAACCAGUCAAGGCAGAAUGUUUGAUUUCAUAAUAAGCAGCCUUGAAAUAUUCUGAAAAUGGUAUAGGAAUUUUUUUCUAAAGCAUGCAGCGGAGAGAGGCAGACGCUGGAGUCCUAUUGAGCACCGUUUUCCCAAAACAAAUCCUAAUGUAUUUGCUCUCUACACUAUGUUUCACUGAAGAAUCUUUAAAAGCGAGGGCUUAACGUUACAUAAACGGGCCCAUGCUGAUGAUUAAAUGACAACCUUAAGACUGUUAAAACCAUAUCGCUUCAAGCUUCGUGUGUAUUUAUCCAUAAAUAGCUCUGAUUCAUGGCUGCCUUGCAAUUUACGCUACAGACUUCUGUUAAAGCCAGCAGAUAAUGGCAGGAAGCUGCUGCAAUACGGGAAUGAAAAAGGUACAACGGGUCACUCAGACUAUUUGUUUGUUUCAUACAAGCUGUUCGUUCUGCCAGGGAACAUUUCCAUACAUUGCUAUUGUUAAGCAUGUUUAGGGGCAAGAAUCAGAUCCGGAGAAAUGUACUGUAGUAAAACCGAAGGGUCUUCAUCUGUUCAGUCCUCAAGUUCAGUUUGGUUUUUAUUUGGGAUUCUUAAAAGCAUCAUCGCAGCAUUAAGAAUAUAAAUGUUUUUAUCAGA
This is a messenger RNA of Carassius carassius (crucian carp), 3719 nucleotides long. Its product is annotated as membrane metallo-endopeptidase-like 1. The transcript is spliced from 25 exons. Gene Ontology annotation, biological process: protein processing. Gene Ontology annotation, cellular component: plasma membrane. The record is from RefSeq and is a predicted model, not a curated record. Gene Ontology annotation, molecular function: metalloendopeptidase activity. Lineage: Eukaryota; Metazoa; Chordata; Actinopteri; Cypriniformes; Cyprinidae. Bases 234 to 2534 code for a protein of 766 amino acids.